Messenger RNA from Kickxella alabastrina, 2089 nucleotides. Its product is annotated as Mur ligase. NCBI's taxonomy places the organism in Eukaryota, Fungi, Kickxellomycota, Kickxellomycetes, Kickxellales, Kickxellaceae. Gene Ontology annotation, molecular function: ATP binding; tetrahydrofolylpolyglutamate synthase activity. The record is from RefSeq and is a predicted model, not a curated record. Bases 224 to 1972 code for a protein of 582 amino acids. Gene Ontology annotation, cellular component: mitochondrion; cytosol; cytoplasm. Gene Ontology annotation, biological process: tetrahydrofolylpolyglutamate biosynthetic process. The transcript has a single exon.
GGAAAAAUAAGAUAUCCGCCGGCCCAGACUCGGGGCAAAUUUCCAACAGGAAAAUAAAUAAAUAAGAGGCUAAUAAUUAUUUUUUGUUUUGCUUAGUGUCAGUACAUGGCUUUUUUAUUCGUUCUCGCUCUCCUUCGCUCUUUCGCUCUCUCUUGAUCGCUCGUUUUGCUUAUUUAUAAGUGUGUCUACAACUCGCACCAGCUCAAAACGCAACAAAGGGUUGAUGCACUGUCGCUCAUACGUGCUGCUGGAAAACAAGGCGCAAUACGGCAUUCUGUCUCUUUCCUAUUUCGACAACCGCGUAUUAACACCGCGCAGGAGCAUCAGCAGCAUCAGACUUUGCUCCCCAACUCUUCCGGCAAAAAUAACAGCCAAAGUAACAGCAAUCACACAAAGAAAAGAUAAACCAGCAUCCAAGCGUUUCUCUUCUUUGCUUUCCACACACACCCCGAUUAUCAGCACAGCUAGAAACAUCACCACCGCCCCCACAAUGCAGGCUGACGAAUCGUACCUUUCGGCCGUCAGAGACCUCAACGGACUGCAGACAAACUACCAGAUCAUCCAGCAGAUCAAGGCGUCGGGCGGAAGAAUCAACGAGUCCAGCAUCCCCGAGUUCGAGGCGUUUUUGGAGAAAAUCGGGCACCCGGUCGCCGACCUCGACAGGCUCAAUGUCAUCCACGUGACGGGCACCAAGGGCAAGGGCUCGACCUGUGCCUUUGUCAGCAGCGUCCUGCAGCAAGUCACGGCAUCGGAGCCGGAGCUGCAGCCGCGGCUCAAGGUCGGGCUCUUCACGUCGCCGCACCUAAUCGAAGUCCGCGAGCGCAUCCAGAUCAACGGACAGCCUUUGUCGCAGGACAAGUUCGCGCAGUACUUUUACGAGACAUUCAACGCGCUCAGGAGCCACCAGCCGCCGCUGCGGCUGGUGACACCAGAGUCACCCACAAUGCCUAUGUACUUCCGGUUCCUGACGCUGAUGGCAUUCCACGCGUUUCUUGCCGAAGGCGUCGACGUCGCUGUUGUUGAGGUGGGUGUUGGCGGCCAGUACGACUCGACCAAUGUUGUGCGGCGGCCAGUGGUUUGCGGCAUUGCGUCGUUGGGCAUUGACCACCAGGGUGCGCUCGGGUCGACUAUCGGGGAGAUUGCCUGGCACAAGGCUGGCAUUAUCAAGCCGCAUGUGCCGGUCUUCACUGUGCCGCAGCCGCCAGAAGCCAUGCGUGUCAUUGCGCAGCGCGCCGAUGACCGCCAGGCGCAGCUCUCUGUUGCCAACUAUGCGUCGGAAACAGCCGCCGGCCGCGCGCUGGGAAUUCCGGGCGACCACCAGCGCACCAACGCGGCGCUGGCCGAGGCACUGAGCCGCGAGUGGAUUCGCUGCAAGCUGCCCGACGCCAACCCAUGUGCCAUUAACCGGUGGGUGGCCGACGGACUGCGCACGGCACAUUGGCCCGGUCGCUCGCAGAAAUUCGUUUCCCCACGCUGCUCUGCGCUCACAUGGCACGUUGACGGCGCACACACGCCCGAGAGUAUGGCGGCCUGCGCCCAGUGGUUUGCCUCUGGCUCCACUGGUGGCUCUGGCUCCACUGGUGGCUCUGGCUCUGCCCCUUGCGUCCUCCUGUUUAACGCCGCCCAUGACCGCAAUGCCCAGGCAUUGCUGGAAACGCUUUGGCGACACACUUCGGCUCAAUGCAAUUUUGUCGCUGCUGUGUUUUGUCCGAAUCUGUCGAUGCGCGCGGACAGCGCGAAUUUCACUGUGCUGGAUGACCAGGCGCUGGCGGCACAGAGAGAGUCGGCGCGCCUGUGGACGCAGACAUCUGGCUGCACGGAUGUCAGUGUGAUGCCGAAUAUCAACGCUGCGGUUGACUAUGUCGAAGGCAGGUUUGGUGCAAAGAGCAGUAGUGCUCCGACCAGGGUUUUGGCGACUGGCAGUCUGCAUCUUGUUGGUGGCGUGCUUGAUGCUGCCAAGGGAUCUCUGUGAUUAACUGAUUUUGCGAUUAAGAAAUUGUUUUUUUUGAUGUUUUUGGAGAUUUUGGAGAUUUUUUCAAUUCAUUGCACUCACAACAGAGUAUAUUGAAUCCAUCGCAUACAGCUAGCA